Molecule: messenger RNA, 1844 nt
Organism: Drosophila guanche
Lineage: Eukaryota; Metazoa; Arthropoda; Insecta; Diptera; Drosophilidae
Product: DM7 family protein GG17591
Exons: 2
Coding region: 276-1796 (506 amino acids)
Source: RefSeq, a predicted model, not a curated record
UCGUUAUCGACGUACAAGCACAAGUUAUCGCUUCACCAAGUUGACAGUUGCAAUUUUAUGACAAUCAAAAUAUCCCGGAAGUUUGGUGUUUCAAUCGUGCAGGCAACAAAACAAGAGCACAGGACUAGCGCUUAGUAAACCCAAAAGAACAAUCAACAAAAUCCCGUUCAACGCACAUUCCGGGAGAGCACGCGAAGUGCAAGUGAAGCCAAAGUUGUUGCGAUCGACUCGCAGGCGCAGUCUGCUCGCUUUUUAGUUUCUUUUUGUUUUUCAAAAUGUCGAGCUCGGGUGCCUUGGGGCACCAGCAACCAGAUCUCGAACUGGACCAGGAACUAUCCCUGCUAAUACCCGGAACGACCAAUGAAAUGAGCUCGCUGAUCCAUUGCCAGCACAUGCACACACACAUACACAAAAUGACACAACUGACAAGCGCCAAGCUCCGUUAUGUGCCGAAUCUAACGCGCAUGGCUGUGCCGCCGGGCGCCGAGCGCUUGGUGUUCAUGAAGCUAACGGUGAAGCAGUAUCCGCACGAUUUGGCAGCCGUUAAGUUGCUGAAGGAGGAGAUGGCUUGCGUGUGCUUCGAUCUGCCGAUGGAUCGCUUUCCCGUCCACGCACCCAUCAACCGGAUGACCUUUCUGUCGCCGAAGCUACUGCCGCCGGGCUUCGAUGCUGGCGCUGUUUGUGGACCCGGCGUACUGCCGCGCAAGUACUACCCGAUCGGCAUGCUGCCGCCGCAGCACAAGGGACCGACACCGGCCCUAUUUGUCGGCCGUCGACCACAACUGGCCACGAAUCUGAAAAUGCCGCUCUCCAACGGCAUCGGCAAGCCGUCGGCUGAGACGCGUGUGCGCCUAAAGCGCUGUCAAGUGGCCCUGGGCUUUGUGGGCGCCGAUGCCAACACCAUAGCCAUCAUGCAGAAAUACAUUGACAAUCCGCUGCCGACGCAGUACAACAUUUACGUGCCAGAUCUCAGCGACUUGAAGGUGGUGCUGCCCACUAUAGCUGAUGCCAUGAUGAAAUAUGCCAUGACCAUUAUCUCGACGGUGGUGCAGCCACACGUACCGCAAGUAUGCAGGGCCGCCAUGAACGCACCAGGACCGAAAUUCGACCUGCCCGCGGAACUGUUUCCACCCGAAAUCAUCGCCAGAGAGCCUGUCUUUCUGCCCCACCGUUAUUUGCCCAAAAACUUUGAUGUCGGCUGUGUGUUUGCACCUGGCGCACUGCCAUACUCUUGGUUCCACGGUAUCCUGAAUCCCCAUGAGGCACCGGUUCAGCACAACUACCUGGUUUCGCCGCCCUUGUUCUUUGGCCGCUGGAAGACCAAGCAGCCGAAGAUAGACAGCGCUUUGAAAAAGCCAAAACGUCAUUCGAUGCCAAUGCUCUCGGAACUAGCAUUGAAGCGCACCGGCUCGAAUGGAACAUCACUUGCGAUUGCUUCAGGCUCGAAGCCAACAGCAACGAAUGCCAAAGAAUCGAAGCCAUCAGUCUCGACUCCAACACGCGAGAGACCUACGAACUACGAUAGAGAAUUAGUUUAUGUCAUAUUCAAUUUGUAUGGCAACGAGAAGGAGAUUGCUGUGGGUGAGACGGGGCUGCGUAAACUGAUCGAGCUAUUAAUUUGUAAAAAAUCUUUGCCCGAUGACUUUAAUGUGAACAAAGCCUCCGUUCAGUAUCGCGCCAUCAUGCACACUCGUGCGGAUAUACGCGAUGGCAAGAUUCAGGCAAGGCUGAAUCCGUUUUUUGCGCAUAAGCGGCGUAUCCGUCCAUCCCGCUCUCACUACCGUGAGCGCAAGUAAGACGGAACAAAACACACGACCGACCACCUCUCGACGAAAUCAAAAAAC